This is a messenger RNA of Spirometra erinaceieuropaei, 3533 nucleotides long. The record is from the annotation of a GenBank genome assembly. Lineage: Eukaryota; Metazoa; Platyhelminthes; Cestoda; Diphyllobothriidea; Diphyllobothriidae.
AUGAAUCCGCCGGCUUCUGUCAAUGACUCCUUCCUUACAAAGUUAGAGACCUUCCGUAAGAAGAAAAAAUCUAAAAAGGAGGUGGAGGAGCUGGCCAGAGAGGGACGGAAGGCGAUGGAAUCUGCCCUUUGUUCCCUUGCUGUUGAGGACCCAGAACACUAUAUGCUGGAAGAGGGACAGGAACGCUCCAUCAUUGAGAAGACCUCACUGGAAUCAGCCCCUGUCAAGGAACUCAUAGGCGCUCUAAUUUCUUGGAUCAACGAUGAACUGGUUGACCACAGAAUCCUUGUCAGGAACGUUGCAGAUGAUUUUUAUGACGGGCAGAUUCUGCAGAACCUGGCUGAAAAACUGGCUGGCAUCAGAUUAGAUUAUCCGGAGGUCACACAGUCAGAAUUUGGCCAGAUGCAAAAGCUCAAAGUACGUGGGUCUGAGUUUAUUCAAUUAUGCCAUUUUGCCUUGUAGGAUGUAGUCGUGACAAUCAACCAACUACUAGGCGUCUCGGAGGAGUGGGCCUCUGAAAGGUGGACGGCGGAACUAAUCCAUAACAAGGACAUAAUUGCUAUCGUUCGUUUGCUGGUUGCCCUCGCGAGACACUUUAAAGCAGGCAUUCGGCUGGCUGAUGGAGUUCACCUCGUUGUUAUCAUAGUAAGAAAGAUGAACGGGAAAUUAGAGUACCGUUACCAGCAGGAAUAUUUGACUGAUCCUUCGCCCUCAACCGUCGGUCAGUUUCCGAUUUUAAGCUUUGUUUUGAUGAUCCCCCUUAACUCCUUCGGCUGAUUUUUGGCAUUGAAAUUUCUGACAGCUUUCAUUCUUUCGAGUAUGCAGAAGGGUGUUUUUGAAGUGUCUUCUUUGCAAAAUAUCAUUCUCAUGCUGUCUGUCAUUUGAAUGCUAAUUAGGAUAAAAAUGUUUACUUGGAACACCGUCUACUUUUCUUGCCGGGACCAGUCGCACUUCAGCUGACUUUGCUUUCAAGUUUGUUUUGUUCAGCCCUGACCACCUAUAAUACUCUUUGUCAUGGACUCGUGGCAUUCGAUGGCAUGGCAGGGACCUCGCUUCUGGCUUUUUACUCUUUGGUCGCGGUUGACGAAUGCUUUCGCUCCUGUUUCUGACUUUCAAAGCUCAUCCUGCUUUCGUUCAAGUGUAAAUUUACCAAUUUUUUUCCAGAUGGACAACCUGACCAGCACCCGCUCGAUUUUCUGCCAAAUCGUCACCUUGUCCCUAGGCUGCUGACACAGUUCGUCAACAGUCAGUUGCAGAAACUUCAGAUGAGGGUGACGGAUCUUUCUGCUGAUGUAAGCACAUUUAGUAAUGGACUUGCCUUUUUAUACUUCAGUUGGCUACGCACCAAAGCCAAAAAUCAUCCUAACCACUUAUAACAGGUUAUUCUGGCUUCACUGGUCCGAAGUGUCUUCUGCAGCGAUGCCUCACAAUCUUUUAACAUACUAUCAAUCGUGAUCUGGUUUCAUGAAAGGAGUUUUUUUUAAAUAGUGGAAUCCUGGAUUCGUUUCGCAGCACACUUUUCUGCAGACCAGGGGUCUCUUCUUGAGCAAGUAAAGUGGUGUUUUACAAAGCUUCAGUUAUGAGAUUCUGACUGAUCAUCAUAUUGCUCUCUGUAAUGUUUGCCCCGCAACUAUGCAGCCUGAAUGAAGUCCGCGUGCUCGGACGGCCUAGGGUAUAUGCACACAAGGUUGGCAAAUGAAAUUCAAAAGUAAAGGCUGAAGACCAUGCUGCCGCGUAGGGGUUUCGCGUUAGGCCUUUAUGGCAUUGUUACGAAUUAGUUUUCGUAGUCAGCGCAUAAAACAGCCUAUUUUCCAGGCAGAUUUGAGCCUCAUUGGCGACGACUGGACCACUCACCUUUUCCCGCAACUCAAAGGCAUUCGCUUUUUGGUGGUUAUCACCCCGAUUUGCAAAUAUGCUCUGCAUGGCAAUAUCUAAGAUCAUGCCCAGCCUUUAGCGGCGACCCAAAACAGUAUUUUUAUUCCACACGUUUAGCUGAUUGUUGUAACUAACUGCCGACUGACAGAUAAGAAAACUACAAGGGAAAGGGAAAAAAACCUGCCCCGCUAGAUGAUAGUCUUGCUUUCUGUUUACUAACAGGAAGCUUUUAGACUGCCACAGUCCCUAUAAACAAGCGAUGCGCUUUCCUUUUUCCAUUAUUGCAAUUUUAUAACUGCCGACUGUAAAGUAAGGCUCCUCGGGAACGCUGGCUCGAAACUGUCAGACAGAAUCUAGUGUCAGAAAUGACGCUUUGGUAUCAAUCUUGCGUUUGGAAACCCUCAUUAACUUGGAUUCGCCGAGUAUUUCCGUGGUUAUAAACAACCCUUCUCUCGCCUCUGGUUGGGAGGGGGCGGUACAUUUAUAGUUCGACCGUCGCGCGCGAUGAGAUUCACCACUACGUGGAGGUGGAAGUAGUGGUGACUUGCUCGUGAGCUUGUUUAUAGUGAAGCAGAGUUGGGCGGUCUCGAUUCCACCUCACCGUGCCACACCAGUCUCAGUAGGAAGAAGCCAUUGCAAUCCAAGUCACAAUCCGAUGGGACAUUGAACUAUCUUGUUAGUCGGAAAAUUGUGAGCGUCCUAGUAGUUUAACGCUUGUUACCUGGUUUACCGUAUUAACAACACAGGUACCAGCUAAAAGUCCAGACGCGUGUUUCCCCGAUAUCCUGCUACUGCAUGACAGCUCAGAUUUAUUGUGAUGAGGGAUGCUGUGAUUGUCCCUGAGGAAGCAUACCUCAUGUCGGCCUCAUUCCCUCUUCAUUCCCCAUACACCAGUGCCCUGUUCGAUACUGGCCGUCGACUAACGACUAGAUUAGAGGUAGUGGCUGAUACGGCUUGAGUUUCGUCUGAUGUGUGCUACACAAUCUCAUCGCUUGUGUACUCCGAAUUCCUGUUUUCAUAUAACUUGAUUUGUCCAAAACCACACAUCGGGGAGCACCGAGUACUCACAUAAACUUUUAUUCCCAAGUGUACUCCCGAGUUCCACAGCUUGAGCGGACAGACCGAUUGUUCCACAACACUUGCAAGUUGGUUGUGGUGCUGGUGGUGGUACAGUGUCGACAAAUUGCUGCUUUUGGCUCAGAAUACUUGUGCCAUCGGGACGUAGGCGUUUGCAUUAUCAUCUUUGUUCUCCCCAUUUCUCACAUAUCCAGCUCUCGGACGGUGUUCUCCUUAUUCUGCUCAUGGGCCUCCUGGAGGGCUACUUUGUUCCUCUUCACUGCUAUCACCCCAUGCCUAGCACGGAUGCCAUGCGGCUGAGCAAUAUUAACCUGGCCUUUGACCUUAUACGAGCGGCCGAGUUGCCGGAGCCGAUGGAACGACCCGAGGACAUUGCCUUGGGCGACUCCAAGGCCAUCCUCCGACUACUGUACUCCAUCUACUCGCGUUACCAAUACGAGAUGGGCGGACGAAGUCCAAUGGAUGACUUGCAUGAGCUUACUGAGGAGGGAGCUACCACUGGACAACAAGAUGAACCUUCACAAGCGGGUCUUGAACCCAACCAGAUGCGUCACGCUAACGAAAUUACCGAGUGCGCCUAG